GCAAUUAUUAUUUAUUGCAUGCAUUGCAUCCUGCAAUUUUUUGUUAUUGUUUACUUCUAAUUCUAAGAUCGAUUUGUUUGUGUUUCUCUUCUGGUUCUGAUUCCGAACUUAUAUAAAAUAAAACGACACACGAGCUGUCUAUGUCGGCUGUCCUGUUAACCCAUUAAGUUAUAUUUGCUUGGCAACAAGUAUGUGAAAUGGAUGACAGCGCUGUAGAGGACUAUUCAGAUUCUUUUUCAGAGGAUUCUUCAGCAUUCAGCAAGAACUGCUUCUCCUCAGAAGACAUUUACUCCUUUCCAGAAGACCUGGACAUCUUCCGAAUAAUUGCGCUUCUUUACACUGCGUCUUCUUAAGUUUCAGAGCCAGAAGAGGAGGAGUUUGAGGAUGCGGUUGUAGGUGUUGUAGAUGAGCUCUCACCAGAACCUGUAGGCCAACUCAUGUCUGUCAACAUGGAACAGGAUCAGUCAGAAGAGCAGUUCGAUACUGACCUGCCUUCCUUGCAUUCUUAUCUGGGAGCUGAGCUGGAAGUUGUUAGAGGUCGAACUGUGUUGGAGGAUGGAGCAAUAGUGACUCUCGACAUGUUGCAACCCGCAGACUUGGUGUUAGUGCCAGGUCAGACUCUGCCACUCACUGUAUUUGAUCCCCCAACAAUCAACAUGUUGCGGGGCUGUUUACGCAAUGACCGAACCUUUGGGGUUCUCGCUAGUUGGAGUGAUGGGCGCAACACUACUAUAAAUAACAUUGGAACAACGGCAGAAAUCUAUGAGUAUCUUCCGGAUGAAGGGUCAGCAGGAUUCCGAGUGAAGGCCAAGGCCCGUCAGAGGUUCCGAAUGCUGGAUCCAAAGUCCAAUCAGUGGAAGGCUCGUGUGCGUAUCCUACCCGAGAUAAAGCUACCAGAUCCUCUACAGGCUGUACAACUCCAGAGCCUCAACAGGCACAGGACUUCCCCUGCUCUACAUCUCAAGUCGAGAAGGGCAGAUGCGGCUGUAACCAGGUGGCCGGCUUUUGUUUACGAACAAUACGACGUAGAUAAACUGAUCGCUGACAUUAAAAAGGAACUUUCUAUCUUUUCUCAAGGACAAAAAGAUAAAGAGAAGGAGAAAGCACCUGUAAAGGUUAUCAUCCCUGAUGAUCCAACAGAGUUGUCAUUCUGGGUGGCUCAGAAUGUGCCCAUGAAAGAAGAACACAGACUGCUGCUGCUCAGACUGAACUCCCCCAUACAGAGGCUGCGUUGGGAACUGCGAGCUCUGCAACAGUGCCGGCAGGUGCUGUGCUGCCAAUAUUGCUUGAACAUGAUCGGCUGCAGUGCUGACAUGUUCUCUAUGUCUACUGAAGGCCCUCAGAGCACAUAUGUCAACCCAGGAGGCUACCUGCACGAAACCAUAACUCUCUACAAGGUCAAAAAUGUCUUCUCCAUUGGCCCUCCCUCCACUGAGUUCAGCUGGUUCCCUGGAUAUGGAUGGUCAUGCUGCAAGUGCAAACAUUGUAACCAACACGUGGGCUGGAAGUUCACUGCUACCAAAAGUCAGCUGAAGCCAGUCAAGUUCUGGGGCAUCUGUCGUCGGUCUAUCACCGUCAAGAUGGGCACCCUCCAACCAGCAGACUGUGACAACCAGCUGCUCGUCUUCUAGGCGUCUGUGAUGACCGCCAAUGCUAAAGCUAGCUCAGUUUUUUUACAUUCAUCUUGAAAAGUACAAUAAUGUUUUGUUCCAAACAAAAUCAAAACUUCUAAACUUUCUUUGAAUUGAAAACUUUGUUUUCUUAGAAAUAAAUUUUAUCAAGACUUUUAGAAAAAAAUGAAAGUAUAGUAACGCUUUUUGGGAUGUUUACGAUUAAACUUACUUUCAAAGUUUGUCAGUACCUAAUGAUGGAAUGAAAAAGAGAAAUUUACUUACCCAAUUGUUAGAAAUAAAUGUUUUUAAAAUGUAGAAGAGUCAUUUUGGACAAUUGAAACUGUUAGAUGUUACAAAAAACUACAGACCUUUCAAGACCUGACAUAUAGUACCUUCCUCAUAGUAAUAAAUGAUCUAAUACGUUUAAUAACAAACUAGAUUAAGUAAACAAGUCGUAUCAAAUGUUCUGUUUCAUGCUAGUGUUGGAAAUCAUGGCAUACACUGGCAUGGUGUAUCGAUUGGAAACACGAGUAGAGUUUAGUAACUGUAACAGAGUGACAGUUGAAAUCUGCUAUCUCUUUGUAUCUGAAGAGAUGAAGCAACUUCACAAGUUAGAGUACCAACUUGCAAAGCUUCUAUUCCUUUGCUCAACCAAGCUUAUAGAAGGACGCAAGGUGCAUAUUAUGGGAAUGGUGCUCUCACUGCUACAAAGGAUGUCUGUGUUUUACAACCGGGAUCAAGCAUAAUUCAGGAAGCCAAAGAUAGCGUGAAGGUCUCAAUUUGGACUACAGCGUAAAAUCUCUUCUGGGUACUAUCUCUCCAGGCUUUGCGUUCUAUAGCUGUCAUUAUUGUAGUGUAUCCAGAUGAAGAUUGAGAGCUUAUAGUACCAGCCUUUGUAGAAAACUAAACUCUACUAAUAAAAAUUUCCUGGGCUAAAAAGAUCUUUAUAGACUACAACUUGUUCCAUUUUGUAAUGAACUGGUAAAAUGUUUUAAAAUUUAACAUAAGUAACAAAUAAUAAAAAACCCACAAUACAAAAUUUGUAUAGAUACACAAUACAAUAGUCAAAGAAACCACUGAUAGUAACUAAUCAAUUAUAGUAAGUUAUGAAAGUAGUGAUUAUCUGAAAAAUAAGAUGGCAAGACAAGGGUUGAAUAGAACCUAAAAUUAAAACUUGCAAUCUCAUAAAAUAAUUUUGAGAUGUACCUUAAAGCAGGUACAUACCUGUCCUCCACCUUAAUUUUAAUACCAUUUCCAGCACUACUGUGGUAUAUUUGUCUUCUCUCAAAGACCAAUGUGGCUGUUAAAUUGAUUAUUUUAUUGCCAUGUGAUUUUAUUAUCUGUUAGAUUUAUUUAGUAGAUGUCUCCAGUUGACAUACACCUGUAACUUGUUACGUUCAUGAAGUCUAACAUGUCACAUUAUUGUAAUUAUUGAGUCAAGCUACAUUUCACCUACUGCUAGUACAGCAUCUGAAAUCUGACACUACCAGAACACAAUGUCAGAUUUUGGAUGCUGCACUAAGCAGAAGGUGAAAUUGAGCUUAAUUCAAUAUUUGCAUUGAAUCAACUCUUCCUACUAUAGCUAUGUAUGUCACACUAUUUAAUUAUGACUUUGGAAUAUAUUUUGAUACCACACAAGUAUAUUCAUCCAUCGGAGGAAGAGAUAAGUUUACAAAUCUAAAUAUAGUGGUCAUGUUCUUUGUAGCAUCUAACAAUGGUAAGUAAUGUUUUUAAACUUAUCCCAAGUCAAAAGUUUAAAAAUUUUAUCAAAUUUUAAAGAAAAGAGUAUUUCAAGUGAAUUGAUAUUAUUAAGAGUUUUAUAGCUGGUGAAAAGUUUGGAACAAUGAGGGAAAAAAGUGAUUAUCCCUCAAUGAUUAGCUGUGUUUUACUGAAGAGUAAGAAUUCAAUGAAUUUUUGUCUUAGAUCAGCUCAUAUGUUCACAAAUAACUAUGUAUAUGUAGCUAGUUCAGCAUUUUGUAAUUUUUGUGUUUAUUAGUCUUCUUAUAACCAUGCCAACUAACUUUGUACGUGUGGUUAAGUUUUAAGUGUUUAAAGAAUAUCGUACAUAAAAUAUAGUCAUUGUGUUCUUAUAUGGUAUAGUCACAUUUUUCUUGGAUUCGUUUAAUAAAGAAUUGAUCUGAACAGAUUAAAAUUUGUUUGAAUAAGGAAUGAACGUAAAGAUGUAUUAAUAUCUCACUCUCGUAAUAGUAUUACAAUUAAUUUUCUUUAGAGUGAAUUUUAUAAUCACAUUUCACAACAAUAAUUUUCUUCAAUAGGUGUCAGCCUCUGACACUUCAGUACUUCACGACAUGGUAAAAAGUGAAUCUGGAAGAAACUCCAUUCUGGAUAGAGAAGUCGUCGAACCUUCCAGAUAUACAAGGUUGGACUGUAUGUGCAAUAUACUAUAUAUAUAUAUUUGUAUAUGCUCAUUUUCUUUAUCCUUGGAAAUUUUAACAUCUGGUCUGGAUAGGUGCUUUGGACAACGUCAGCAAUCACUACUUCCAGAUAUGGCAAGAGUUAGUAUUUUGGUUUGAGGUUCAACUAAAAUAACAUUAAAAAAAAAUUGCUGCUGGUCCUUUUCAAUGCCUUCUCAUCAUUUUCACAUUUUAUCAAAUGGAAGUAUAAUCCAAAAACUAAUCUUUUAUAGAAAUAGAAAGGUACACUUACCUAUCAGUAAUUGAUACACCAUGCCAAAAAACUUAAAAACCUCUUUUUUCUGAAUAAUCAAAAUAUUAGCCAAUACAUUUCGGUUUCAUGUUUUUUUUUGUAUUCCCACGUCAUAAGUUUAUUAGUUCCCCCCCCCCUUGUUUUUGAGGAGCCAUCAAACUUUUUGUCCAAUUGAUCUUUAUAAAACUUUUGAGAAGAGUCUAAACGUUUAAAUUGUCUCGAACCAAAACUAUAAAUGGUAUUUAGAGGAGCCUUAUGAAACUAUAGGGUCUGUUCAAUAAUUAUCGAGAGGUAGUUGGGCAUCCGACGUGGUGAUCGUCUUCGAUGAGCUUCCGGUCUUCCUUAAACAUUUUGUGCUACUCAAAUAAUCUUCUGCAGCAUAAUGCGUCGUCCCCAUAAGCCUGUUUAAUGAGUUCAAAGGUCUCGGACGUGGAUUUAUUGAGUUUAAAGGAAAACUUCACAGAGUAGUGUUGCUUGACGGUCUGCUCCAUACUGGCGUAAUGACACCAUAAAAAAUAAUAUGUCACAAAAAUCCACCUCUUGUCGAAACGCAUGCCUGCAGGCGACUGGAUUAAAGUGCACCUGAGUGUUGGGGGACCCUUCUAUUGAGCCAGACUGAUCGGACUCCCCUCCACCGCUCCAUUGUGUACACAGCGAACCAGUCCCGAUACUUGAACAGACCUUGUAAAUGUGUAGACUAUAAUAAUUGAGAGUGACUGCAACAUUUAGUGCUAUUUAUUCAACAUUUGGAACUUUUAUCAGUCUACUAUUUCUUUAUUGUUAAUAUCACCAUAACCACCUUAAAACAUUUUUGAUGAAUUUUGAGAUGUAUGCAGGGUUAUACAUUCCUCUUAAUUGGUAAUUAAUGUAAAAAAGGUCCAAUGCCUUUGACAUUCAAAACUGUAUAAUUAAUGAACUUUUUAUCUAGUGUUAGCACUAAGUUGGUGCUUCAUUACAGUUUGCCAAAGACUAAAUGUUCUAGUGGGAGUGAUUUAAGAUCGAACAAAGUUAGAAUCACAACAGUUUAACUAAUGGCAUUUUCUGUUUCAUCUCUCAUACAAAUUAGAGAUCUUAAUUUUUGGUAGUCCUCGUAAAUUUAUUGUUCUCUUCUUUAAAGUCUUUAAUGUUAUUUGUUUCACACUAUACCAAGUAUUAAUUUUCUCAUAACAGUUCUCAUUCUAUCAUAAAACCCAAAUUUCACAUCCCAAGGGUUUAGAUUACAACACUCACAGGAAUGCAUGAAAAAUGUUUUGUGGGAUUUUCAAGUAGAGCAAAUAAAUUUGAUUUUUACUUGAAUGCUAAAUAUUUUGAGCUUUAAAUAAAGUAAACUGACCUGAAGUAAAUGGGAAAAUUCCCAUAACAUCAGUUGAAAAGAAGCAAAAAUUAAUAAAAAAAAAGUUUUUGUAAAUUUAAAGUUGCUUCUUUAAUUUCUCAUCUUAAUUUUUUUUUAUUCACAAAUUUUUUACCUAACUGUCCACAAAAAGUAAAAAUUAAAAUUUUCUUAGAUAACAAAAUGUACUUGUUUUAUUACAUUUUCUUAAACUAGAACAGUAGUUUUACUUUGAAUUGUACUUGACUGUGACAUUUUGAAAAGCUUUCAUGUGAUGUUUUUGAAGUUUUGUAACAUAAAAAUGUAGUUUUAUAUGCUGUUAUUAUUGUAUAAAAUAUUUUCCCCUUAAUGGAAAUGUGGUAUUGCAACGUAAAGACUGUGAUUUGAUUAAAAGUCCUGACAAAUCUAUUGUAGAAUUAACACCUUUGAUGUCGUGUUUUGCUGGUAGUUGAUUCAUAUAUACUGUAGGCCUAGUGCAUAUAUAAAGUAUUGUUUCCAUUAUUGAUAUUUAGAAAUAAUAUCGUAAUACAACAAUAUACUUACCUGAUAGAUUUGUAACCAAUAAUAUUAGCAAUAUGCAUUAAGAUAUAAAUGUUUUAUCAUAAGCAAGUUGGGUGCCCUUGCAAACUGAGGAAUAGAGUUUCCAAUAUUUACUGUAAGUGGAAGCCUAAGGAUAAGGGAUUCAUACAGUCUUGAUAUCAGCCAUUAGGCUAUUUGAAGUGGAAACGUGUGCCUUUGUGUAAAAAACUUAGUGAGUCACCAGUCUGAUUUGAUACCUCGUCCUUAGAGCUUUAUAAUUAUUCAAAGAUCAAGUACUAUUGUGUUUUUGGUUGAAUGGUACAAAAUGAUGAACUCACAGUUUUAGACUUUACUUAUUCUUUAGACUUUCACUUACUCUAAAGGCAGAAUAGUUUGUUUCGAAGUGACUACUUCUUUUGGCAGGCUAUGGUUGUAUUCUUUGCACGGGGAAAAACUUUUGUUUUGAGUCACGCAAUGUCAUGCAUGUUUGUUUUCCACAUGCUUUCAAAGUAGAAUUGACAGCUUUCCAAAAUGUAAACAAACCGUUAUAUAAACACCUGAUCUUAAUUAAUAUGCUAUUUAAAGCAUGUUUUAUUGAAACUACCAGCAGUCAACAACUAGGCAAUGAGAAUAGUAUCUGUAAUCAGAUGUGGUGGAGUGUAUAUAUUAUAUAUUAUUAUUAUUUAGAUUUAAAGGUUGUAUAUAUUUAUUUAUUUGUUUUUCCACUGAUAAUUGUAAUGGAGAAAAACUAAUACAAUUAUUCCGAUUGAUCCUCAAAACCAAAUAAAAAAGCUUUAAAACCAGUGAAGCAAAAUUUGUAAUUUACAUAAGGCAGAAAACAAAAGUAAGUGUAAAUGAAAAUACGAAUGAUGAAGUAAAGCAAUCAAGGCAAGAAGAAUUGGCUAAAUCAGGUUACAAAGAACUUUUAAGACAACGUUCAUGUAGAUAUAGACACAAUAGAAGUGCAGAUCGUUUGAACAAUUUUGAUAUUCCGUAAGCAUGGCAAAAGGAAUUGGCUAAAUGACUUAAAAUGAAAUAUUUAGAAAGGCAAAAAUGUAGAACAAGAUAAAAUUAAUUACUCAUCUAUGGCAUGCUCAAAAGAACUUUCAAGACAAUGUUCGUAAAGAUAUAGAAACAAUAAAAGAGCAGAUAGUUUGAACAAUGUUAAUAUUCUUACAAAUAAUGAAAAAUCACCUGUCAAUGCCCAAUCAAAAGUUUAAAAUUAAAACAUAAUUCAUAAUUUGCAAAUGGCUGGACUAUCCUUGUUAAAUGUUCUAUUUGUGCAAUUUGAAAACACUGACACAAAUAAUAGAAAAUCACAUAUUUCUUAAAAAAAUGUUGACUCAACUUCAAUUCUCACAUUCAAAUACGAAAAAUAUAGAUAAUUUAGAAGUAAUUUAAAAAGAAAAUGUCAAUAUGAAUGUGGAAAUUUCUCAGGAUAGCAAGAAUAUUACAUUGCACAGUCUGAUACAUCAAAGACUGCUUCACAAAUUCAUUAGUGUACUAAUAAUCAACAGUCCCAAUAUUCUCAUUCUUGGCAGAAGUAUAAUUUCCAAGAAGUAUGUGUGGUGCUUUUUAGCACUGCACAUUCAGAGUUUGCUAAAAAGUUCACUGACAACGAUUUUGGUCAUCCUUGUAACAUUUGUGAUAUACUAUGGUUUAAAAGUGACUUGAAACUUGAAAAAAUUAUGAUUUGAUUGACUUGACAGUAUACAGUUUAUUAGAACACUACUUACAAAUUAAAUAUAUAUUUAAUCAAAAUAUGCCAAACUUGUUUUCAAUCAAUCUAAAAACAAAAGAAUCCUAUCAGUUUAUGAUGAAUUCAAGUACCCACAGAUUCCAGAUGAUUUAAAAAUAUGUACCAUUAGGCUUAGUUUUGGGUAGACUAAUCUCUUCAAGAAUACCAUUCAUGCAUAUAAGUAUAGUAAUACAUGUUAAUGACCAAUAUGGAAUCUGUGAACAAGUUAUAAAUGUUCCACUUAAAGUAAAUACAGUGGUAAAAAAUUACCAGGGAGUGUGAAUGAUGAAUAUACUAUUAAUGUUCAUAUUAAAAAAAUUAAUAAAUCAAGCUAUGUUUAUGGAACAGUCAAUAUUUAGUAAAAUAUCUGUGUGAAGUUUAUAAUGUUAUUAUUGAUGAAAUUUGUUUUGAAGAAAAUAAUGUAACUGAUAAGGAAGCAAAUGAAACAGAUAAUGAUGUAUUUCAAAAUAUACCAAUUAAGGAAAGUUUAGUAGUCCAAUAGCAUACAUUAAUGUGAAAUGGAGACAUGUAAUGUUAUAAGAAGUAGUCACUUAUGAUGGUCAGUCCUGUGACUGCCUUACUUUUUUUUAAAUAUACAUUUAUUGGAAUUUUAAGAAUACAAAUGUGUAUUAAUAAGAAAAGAACCCCCUCUCUUGUGUAAUGUAGCAUGUAGAAAAUAAUAUUAUUACAUGUGCUACGAUAUUUACAGCAAAUGUCAUCCCUACAUAAUUUGUCUGUUUGUUGAUUUGUGUAAUAAAUUUAUGUUAUUGUGUUUUGAAAUUUA
Messenger RNA from Homalodisca vitripennis (glassy-winged sharpshooter), 8651 nucleotides. It is a transcript of the gene ohgt, whose product is annotated as protein cereblon. The record is from RefSeq and is a predicted model, not a curated record. The coding region runs from base 438 to 1631 and encodes 397 amino acids. The transcript has 10 exons. NCBI's taxonomy places the organism in Eukaryota, Metazoa, Arthropoda, Insecta, Hemiptera, Cicadellidae.